AUGUGGCCCAUCACCAUGACGCUCAGGACAGCUCCGUACGACUCGGCGGUUCAUUUGAGGGCUCCGUACUCGGAAAAUACGGUGUUCCCCUUGUCGUUGGCGGCAUCCCGGCCAGAUACCCACAUAGCGCAUCUGGUCGCCGCAAUCCAAGAACUCUCAUCCAACGAGAAGCUACGAGCUCUGUUAUACGAGCAUGGUGCGGUCUACUUCCAGAACCUAGAUGAAUUUUCCCAGUUUGCGCACGCGUUUGGCUGGACCGCACACGAAGAUAUCGGCAACCCGGUUCGACGCACCAUCCGUGCCAAGAACGUGGCAACGGCCAAUGAAGGGCCCAAUACGCAGCCAGUUGACCCUCACAAUGAAUUCGGAUUGAGCCCACAUUACCCGGCUUACCAAGGUUGGAAUCUUUACCGUGUAGCUCUGCACAAGUUCUUAAGACUUGGGUCAAAGGGCGUCAAGUACCAACGAUUCUAUCCAAACGGACCCCGUGACCAGACUUCUUCUGAGGGAACCACAGUUUUGCAGGCGUAUGGUCGUAAAGUCUUGGACAGCGACGAUGCGGAGACUGCUCGAACAAAGAUCGAAAACGAAGUGAAACGGUUGUCCACGGCACAGUGGGUCUGUGAAAACCAAUUCGACAGUAACCCGAUGGGAGAUUUGAGGGUUUGGCAACAUCUGCCUGCCGUGAGAGAUCACCCGCGGACAGGACAGACUGCAUUUUUCAACAAUGUAGUGUCUCGAUUUCUAAAUGCGCUUAACGCCGAUACGUUGCAACCCCCUCAUAUCAACAAGGAGGGGCGGUAUCAACCGCCGGCAUUCUACGGCAACAGCUCUGCAAUUCGGAGGGAGUUUCUUGAUUCGGCUGUUGAAAUCAUCAAGGAGACGAGAGCUCUAGUCUCGUGGGAAGAAGGCAAUGUGUUGCUUUCAGAUAAUCAUGCCGUGCAGCAUGCCAGAGAACCCUGGACAGGGUAAGUGGCCUUGGAGAUCGACCUCAAGUGCCAGUGAUUGAUGAAAAACCAGGAAUCGGAGAUUGCUUGCUAGUCUGUGGGACGAACCAGUUGGAUAGGUGCUUUGAGUAGAGUAUGCCGACAACGUGCAACAAAUGGCAAGAAGAGUCUAUGCCGG
This is a messenger RNA of Colletotrichum navitas, 1125 nucleotides long. RefSeq lists its product as uncharacterized. The record is from RefSeq and is a predicted model, not a curated record. NCBI's taxonomy places the organism in Eukaryota, Fungi, Ascomycota, Sordariomycetes, Glomerellales, Glomerellaceae. Bases 1 to 972 code for a protein of 323 amino acids. Gene Ontology annotation, molecular function: oxidoreductase activity. The transcript is spliced from 7 exons.